This is a messenger RNA of Myodes glareolus (Bank vole), 7479 nucleotides long. The record is from RefSeq and is a predicted model, not a curated record. Lineage: Eukaryota; Metazoa; Chordata; Mammalia; Rodentia; Cricetidae.
UGGAGUUUCAUGGAGUCAUGAGAUUUUAUUUUCAAGAUAAAGCUGCUGGAAACUUCGCAACAAAAUGCAUUCGGGUAUCUAGCACAGCAACCACUCAAGAUGUGAUUGAAACACUGGCAGAGAAGUUCCGUCCUGAUAUGCGCAUGCUGUCCUCUCCCAAAUAUUCCCUCUAUGAAGUGCAUGUCAGUGGAGAAGAAAGAAGAUUAGACAUUGAUGAGAAGCCUCUAGUUGUGCAGUUGAACUGGAACAAAGAUGAUCGGGAAGGUAGAUUCGUCCUUAAGAAUGAGAAUGACGCCAUUCCUGCCAAGAAGGCUCAGAGUAAUGGACCUGAGAAGCAGGACAAAGAAGGCGUCAUUCAGAACUUCAAAAGAACGCUUUCAAAGAAAGAGAAGAAGGAAAAAAAGAAGAGAGAAAAAGAGGCACUGAGACAAACCUCUGAUAAGGAAGAAAGGCCUUCACAAGGGGAUGACAGCGAGAAUUCUCGACUGGCUGCUGAAGUUUACAAAGACAUGCCUGAAACGAGCUUUACUCGGACAAUUUCUAAUCCUGAGGUAGUAAUGAAACGGCGGCGGCAGCAAAAGCUUGAAAAAAGAAUGCAAGAGUUUCGGAGCUCAGAUGGGCGGCCUGACUCAGGUGGAACAUUGAGAAUAUAUGCAGAUAGUUUAAAACCAAAUAUUCCAUACAAGACAAUCCUGCUGUCUACUACAGAUUCCGCAGACUUUGCUGUAGCGGAAUCUCUGGAGAAGUAUGGUCUGGAAAAAGAGAAUCCCAAGGACUACUGCAUUGCCCGGGUUAUGCUUCCACCUGGAGCCCAGCAUUCAGAUGAAAGAGGUGCUAAGGAAGUUAUUCUUGAUGAUGACGAGUGUCCUUUACAAAUCUUCAGGGAAUGGCCAAGUGACAAAGGGGUUUUAGUCUUUCAACUGAAGAGGAGACCACCAGACUAUAUUCCCAAAAAAAUGAAGAAACACGUUGAAGGGAAGCCGUUGAAGGGGAAGGACAGAGUUGACGGGUCUGGCUAUGGUUCUGCUCUUCCUCCUGAGAAAUUGCCCUACUUAGUAGAGUUAAGCCCUGGGAGAAGGAAUCACUUUGCGUACUACAGCUAUCACACCUAUGAAGAUGGCUCUGAUUCCAGAGACAAGCCAAAAUUAUACCGCCUUCAAUUAAGUGUGACUGAAGUUGGGACAGAGAAGUUUGAUGACAAUUCUAUCCAGUUGUUUGGCCCAGGAAUUCAGCCCCAUCACUGUGAUCUCACUAACAUGGAUGGAGUGGUCACUGUGACUCCCAGAAGUAUGGAUGCAGAGACCUACGUGGAUGGCCAGCGCAUCUCAGAGACUACCAUGCUGCAGAGCGGCAUGAAAGUGCAGUUCGGCACCUCACACGUGUUUAAGUUUGUGGACCCCAUCCAGGACCACGUUCUUUCGAAGAGAUCUGUGGAUGGAGGCCUGAUGGUCAAGGGCCCAAGACAUAAACCUGGAGCUGUUCAGGAGACAACCUUUGAUUUGGGAGGAGAUAUUCACAGUGGGACAGCAUUGCCAGCAAGCAGGAGCACGACUAGACUGGACAGUGACAGGAUGUCCUCUGCCUCCAGCACCGCUGAGCGAGGGAUGGUGAAACCAAUGAUCCGACUGGACCAGGAGCAGGACUAUCGCCGAAGAGAAAGCAGAACCCAGGAUGUGACUGGGCCUGAGCUGAUACUGCCUGCCAGCAUUGAAUUCAGGGAAAGCUCGGAAGAUUCUUUUUUGUCUGCCAUUAUAAACUAUACCAAUAGCUCUACAGUUCACUUUAAGUUGUCGCCGACAUAUGUGCUGUACAUGGCAUGCCGGUAUGUAUUGUCCAGCCAGCACAGGCCCGACAUCAGCCCUGCAGAGCGCACACAUAAGGCCAUUGCUGUUGUCAACAAGAUGGUGAGCAUGAUGGAAGGGGUCAUCCAGGAAGUAGACCAGGUUGAUCAGAAACAAAAGAACAUUGCCGGGGCACUUGCUUUCUGGAUGGCAAAUGCAUCUGAACUUCUCAACUUUAUCAAGCAGGAUCGAGACCUUAGUCGGAUCACACUAGAUGCCCAGGAUGUUUUGGCACACUUGGUUCAGAUGGCCUUUAAGUACUUGGUUCACUGUCUCCAGUCAGAGCUUAAUAACUACAUGCCAGCCUUUCUGGAUGAUCCCGAGGAGAACAGUCUGCAAAGACCAAAAAUAGAUGACGUGCUGCAUACACUCACCGGAGCCAUGUCCUUGCUGAGGCGCUGCAGGGUCAAUGCUGCCUUGACCAUCCAGCUGUUCUCCCAGCUCUUCCACUUUAUCAAUAUGUGGCUGUUCAACAGAUUGGUGACUGACCCAGAUUCAGGCCUCUGUUCUCACUACUGGGGAGCAAUUAUCCGCCAGCAGCUAGGGCAUAUUGAAGCCUGGGCAGAGAAGCAGGGACUAGAGCUGGCGGCUGAUUGUCACUUGAGCAGGAUUGUGCAGGCUACUACUUUGCUUACCAUGGAUAAGUAUGUGCCUGAUGACAUUCCAAAUAUAAACAGCACAUGCUUUAAGUUAAAUUCUCUGCAACUUCAAGCCUUAUUGCAAAAUUACCACUGUGCACCUGAUGAGCCUGUUAUCCCUACGGAUCUCAUAGAAAGUGUUGUGGCUGUUGCUGAGAACACAGCUGAUGAGCUCGCUCGCAGUGAUGGCAGAGAUGUUCAGUUGGAGGAGGACCCUGACCUACAACUACCUUUUCUUUUGCCAGAAGAUGGAUAUUCCUGUGAUGUCGUCAGAAACAUUCCAAAUGGUUUACAAGAAUUUUUAGACCCUCUGUGCCAGAGAGGAUUUUGCAGGUUGAUUCCUCAUACACGUUCACCAGGUACUUGGACGAUAUAUUUUGAAGGUGCAGAUUAUGAAAGUCACCUUAUGCGUGAGAACACAGAACUGGCCCAGCCUCUGAGGAAGGAACCUGAAAUAAUCACCGUGACCCUAAAAAAACAGAAUGGAAUGGGCCUCAGCAUUGUAGCCGCGAAGGGUGCUGGCCAGGAUAAACUGGGAAUCUACGUUAAGUCUGUUGUGAAAGGAGGCGCUGCAGAUGUGGAUGGACGUCUAGCUGCCGGUGACCAGCUCCUCAGUGUGGAUGGACGGAGUCUGGUUGGACUUUCUCAGGAAAGGGCAGCAGAACUCAUGACAAGAACCAGUUCCGUGGUCACACUUGAAGUUGCAAAGCAAGGCGCCAUCUAUCACGGCCUGGCCACCCUCCUUAACCAGCCGUCCCCCAUGAUGCAGAGAAUUUCAGAUCGUCGUGGCUCAGGUAAACCCAGACCAAAGAGUGAAGGUUUUGAGCUCUAUAAUAAUACAGCUCAAAAUGGAUCCCCAGAGAGUCCUCAGCUGCCUUGGACAGAGUACAGUGAGCCAAAGAAACUUCCUGGUGACGACAGACUGAUGAAAAACAGAGCCGACCACCGCUCCAGCCCCAAUGUGGCAAAUGAGCCUCCUAGCCCUGGAGGGAAGAGUCCAUAUGCUUCUGGAGCAGCAGCUAAGAUAACGUCUGUCUCCACCGGAAACCUCUGCACUGAGGAGCAGACUCCUCCACCUAGGCCCGAAGCCUAUCCCAUCCCUACUCAGACGUACACCAGAGAGUAUUUUACCUUUCCAGCUUCAAAAUCCCAGGAUCGAAUGGGCCCUCCUCAGAACCAGUGGCCAAAUUAUGAGGAAAAGCCACAUAUGCACAUAGAAAGUAAUCAUUCCAGUAUUACAAUCCAGCGUGUUACCCGUUCCCAGGAAGAGCUUCGAGAAGAGAAGGUUUACCAGCUUGAGCGGCAUCGAGUAGAGGCUGGCAUGGAUCGCAAGUGUGACAGUGAUAUGUGGAUCAAUCAGAGCUCCUCAGUGGAUUCCAGCACAUCCAGCCAAGAGCACCUGAACCAUUCCUCCAAGUCAGUCACCCCUGCUUCCACUCUGACCAAAAGUGGUCCUGGACGUUGGAAAACCCCAGCAGCAGUACUACCCACCCCUGUCGCUGUCUCCCAGCCCAUUCGAACAGACCUACCUCCACCACCCCCUCCACCUCCUGUCCACUACACCAGUGAUUUUGAUGGCAUUCCAGUGGAUUUGCCCCUUCCACCUCCUCCUGCCAACCAGGUAGGACCCCAGUCUGCUCAGGUGGCUGCUGCAGAGCGGAAGAAGAGAGAAGAGCAUCAGCGGUGGUAUGAGAAAGAGAAGGCCCGCCUCGAGGAGGAACGGGAGAGAAAGCGCAGGGAGCAGGAGCGCAAGUUGGGGCAGAUGCGCACACAGUCCCUGAACCCUGCUUCCUUCUCUCCCUUGGCCACACUGACCAAGCCAGAAAAGCCUUCCACAUUGCAGAGGCCCCAAGAAACAGUCAUUCGGGAGCUGCAGCCCCAGCAGCAGCCCCGCACGAUUGAGCGCAGGGACCUGCAGUACAUCACCAUCAGUAAAGAAGAACUGUCUUCUGGUGAUAGUCUGUCUCCAGACCCCUGGAAACGAGAUGCCAGGGAGAAGCUGGAGAAGCAACAGCAAAUGCACAUUGUGGACAUGCUGAGCAAGGAGAUCCAUGAGCUGCAGAACAAGGUGGACCGCACUGCAGAGGAGAGUGACCGCCUGCGGAAGCUCAUGCUGGAGUGGCAGUUCCAGAAGAGACUGCAGGAGUCCAAGCAGAAGGAUGAGGAUGAUGAGGAAGAAGAAGAUGAUGAUGUGGACACCAUGCUGAUCAUGCAGCGUCUGGAGGCUGAGCGCAGAGCCAGGCAGACUGCUAUGCCAGCAAUCUCUGUUCUAGAUUUGUUGCAGGAUGAGGAGCGCAGGCGCCAGCAGCAGUUGGAAGAGAUGCGCAAACGAGAAGCAGAAGAUCGCGUGAGACAAGAGGAAGACCGCCGCCAUCAGGAGGAGGAGCGAGUAAAGAGAGACGCUGAAGAAAAGAGGCGACAGGAAGAAGGGUAUUACAGCCGCCUAGAAGCUGAGAGGCGCAGACAGCACGACGAGGCAGCACGCAGGUUGCUGGAGCCCGAAGAUCCUGGGCUGAGCCGACCUCCACUUCCACGGGACUAUGAGCCCCCAUCCCUGUCCCCAGCACCCGGCGCCCCUCCUCCCCCACCUCAGCGAAACGCCUCCUACCUCAAAACACAGGUCCUCUCCCCAGAUUCACUGUUCACUGCCAAGUUUGUUGCCUAUGAUGAUGAUGAGGAGGAGGACUGCGGCCCAGCAGGUCAGGAUAAGUACCCCAGCACAAGAAAGUCUCAUGAGCACCUUCCUCUUGCUGCCCUUAAGCCGCAGCAGCCACGCCCAGCCUCGGAUGGCAUCUUUCUCUCCAACUCAUUCCAGCCACCCUUGGCCAAAGCCAACAGUACUGCUAACAAAGCAGGCCAGCCCCCACCCCCUCCAGGCAAACCGAGCUUCUACCAUCCUGGCCACUGGAAAGGUAGAGGACCGCACUCUUCUUACAUGGGAUCUGCAGGAACAACCUUGGGAGCCCAUGAUGCUUCCCGGGACCCAAGAGAGAAGCACACGAGAAGCCAAGAAGCAGACUCACCUGGCAGUUCUGGAGCCCCUGAAAACCUGACAUUUAAAGAGCGUCAGCGCCUCUUUUCACAAGGUCAAGAUGUGUCUGACAAAGUAAAAGCUUCUCGUAAAUUAACAGAACUUGAGAAUGAGCUGAACACCAAGUGAGAAGAGAAAGAGAGCACCUUGUGCUCACACAAGAUCUGCCCUUGGCAGUGGUUUUGUGGGGUUGAGCCUGAGGAGGAGGGAACAGUUCUAUUUUCUAAGUGAUUUCUAAUUUCUGUUUCUAAAAUGGUUUCAAGUUAGAGAUGUUCCAAUUUAAAAUCUUGUUUUACUUUUCCAAGAAAAUCUUGCCUAGUUCUUACUGAUUGACUCACAUGAAGUUAUCUUUUUUUUGUUAGCUUCUUUGGGGAGUCUUGGACUCAGAGGGCAAAAUGAAGGGCAGUAAAGACCAUAGGGUAUUUCCUCUACCCUCUUCUUUCCCAUCAUCAUUCCAAGGACCGUAGGCCGAGAAAUUAUCUUCUGUUCUUUCUCACAACUCCACUUGACUACCAGACAGUUACUGUGUUCUGGUGGAACCUGUGUUUCGGAGACAGGACUCUCAGCGUAGAGCCACCUCCUCUCAAGCCCCAGGGCAAGUGUGUCUCCAUUGCACCUGCUAUAGUGUGCAUUAGGUGGCUAGACGGAGUUUCUUAUCUGUAAGGUGCACAACACAUCAUUCUUGACCAAUGUGAGCCACCUGGUCAAUCCUAAAUGUUGAGAUUGAGUUUCUAAUUAAUAAUUCAAUUUUGAAAAAUCUCAAAUUUUUAAAGAUUUAAUCUUAGGGAAUUUAUUUUUAUAAAUACCAAAUCAUCAUUAGACUGAUCAUUGGUGAAAAUUAAAGAUGGUGGUUAUGUUAGGAAGUUACCUAGUAUUUCAGAUAUUCCAAAGAAUCUAGAGCUCUCUAGCUAAACGGCGUUUGUGUAGGUAGGAGCGAAGACAUCUGAGAAGAGUGGGAGCUCACAGGUGGCAAUCAAACGUAACUAUCAGAAAUUUUAAAUUUAGUAAAGAAAGAUUUGUAUAGGUAUUCUGUCAGAAAAGGGAGGAAGUGGUUACUGUGCCAUCUAAACUUAAAUUCUGUAAGAAUAACGUGUGGUAGCUCAAAUCUACAUUUCUUUCACAGCUUAAUAGAGUUGCUUAAAUUUAAUUUGUGAAUUUGUGUUGUCAUUCCUCCAGCUGAGUUGUGGGAGAAAAACAUGAGUUUAUUUUUGCAAGUUUUAUGAUUUCAAGCACACUUCCUAUUUAACAAAGCCCUAAUGUGGGUCCAGAUUAUCUUUCUGGACCUUACUAUUCUCUUACAUAACUGUACGUUAGGAAAAUAGGCACACUUUCAAAUAGAGCAGAGGCAUUUGCAACCCUAAAAACUUUUAGUAAGAACUGUAUAAUAAAUUGUUGAAAUAAAAAUGUAAAUAUUUUUUAUGUCUAUCAAGCUUCCUAUUUGAAAGUGUGCCUUUGUGUUUCCUCUGUAAGAGAAUUGGAUGGUCCUGAGAGUUAGUGAAGGAUGUGCACACUUGCCCUGCCUAGGAAGUGCAAUCUCCUUGUGUCUGGAGCACUGGCAACCUUUGGGUGGCAUAUCCAUACCUCCCAGAGAAAAGCAGAUACCUGCUGUUGCUCGUCCAUGGGAAGACAGAUGCACACCAGAGCCUGCAAACAUCUGAAAACUCUGCAUGUGUGUUUGUGGAACCCAUAGUGAAAUAGACUUGGCCCUCCCUGGACAGUAAGAUCCAAUGUGAAUAUGUGUUGUAAGAGCACGUUACAUAGCGUGUGUUACUGUGGGGAAGCACCCAAACUGCUGUUGUUUUCCAUUUCUACUGUAUUUCAGUUGCAGCCUAUUUUUAAUAAACUUUGUAUCUAUUUAAGUGUAUUUGCUAUUGUUUUCAAAGUGCUGACAAAGUUUAUAUUUGUAAUGCCAGCCUUCCUCUCUCCCAUUUCCAUCUGUCACUACUUCAUUAAACAAUGCUGAGUGUCA